AUGAUGGAUAAAAAAAUAAUUGGCUUAUACUUAAUAAAGACUGUGGCACAGUAGAAAUUAAUAAUUCUAUGCAAAAGAAAGGGAUUGUAUAUAAUGCAAAAGAAGAAUUAUUAUAAGUUGGAAUAAUAAUAUUAGAUCUUUGUGAUUCAUCUUUAAGUAAAUAAGAAAGAAUUCAAAUUCAAAAGUAAAAUUUAUAUUUACUUUUAAAGUGUAUUUAGACCACAUAUAUUGUAGGAUUAUCAAGCUAAGAUAAAAAUUAUCCAAGCAUUACUUGGAAUUAAAUUUAAAUCAGUAUAAGAAUUAAGAAACUCAUAACUGUAUAUUAAUUAUUAUUCGUUUAAAUUUUUAUAAGUUUUUGA
Molecule: messenger RNA, 359 nt
Organism: Paramecium sonneborni
Lineage: Eukaryota; Ciliophora; Oligohymenophorea; Peniculida; Parameciidae
Source: the annotation of a GenBank genome assembly